This is a messenger RNA of Trichoderma atroviride IMI 206040, 735 nucleotides long. RefSeq lists its product as uncharacterized. The record is from RefSeq and is a predicted model, not a curated record. Lineage: Eukaryota; Fungi; Ascomycota; Sordariomycetes; Hypocreales; Hypocreaceae.
AUGGUUUAUCCAGCUAUCGAAGUGACAGUCACCACUGUUGGAAAUCACACCGUUGAAGAUGAGACUACCGAAGAUGGAAAGAAGUACCAGAGGGCCUUCUACGAUGCCGCCACUACCAUUCCUGGCUGCUCCCGCGGCUGCUGGGGCAGAAGUGACAAGUACCCAGAGAAGGUCAUUCACUUUAUUGACUAUGACACCCGCAAAGAGCAUGAUGUCCACAAGGCUCUUAUCAAUGGGCCAACGCCGCCAGUCCUCUUGGACAUUCAGAGUGAUACCAACGUUUACGUUAUCCAUCCAAACACCAAUGACCGCAACAAAGUCUACUAUGCUCCCUACACAACAGUAGCCUUCUUCUGGGGAAUUGAUGAAGAGAAGUGGACUGAAGUUGCGCCUGAAUUCUUUGCAGCUGUUGCCAGGUCCGAUGGCUGUACUGGAUACAUCUGGGGCGAAAUCGAUAAACCAGUUCUCACCGACUAUGAAGGCUUGGCCUCGCUAGGAAGCGGCAAGUGUGGUGUUUUUGCGGCUGGCUGGCGCAGCAAGGCCCAUCGUGAUCACGACCUUGGACGUGAAAGAGCUGUUGACGCUUGGGAAGCAAUCCAAAAGGCCUGUGUCAAGGCGGAUUCGUGGGGAACUACGCUUAGAGUGACGGAGAAUACUGGCCAUAUUCAUCGCUGGACAACACCUCUGCCUCUCAAGGAUCGCACGGCCUGGCUUCCCGCAGCUGGCAUGAUCUAA